Darwinula stevensoni is the source of this 1728-nucleotide messenger RNA. Lineage: Eukaryota; Metazoa; Arthropoda; Ostracoda; Podocopida; Darwinulidae. The record is from the annotation of a GenBank genome assembly.
GACGCACUGAGGGACCCGGGAUGAAGCGUUUGGCUCGACGAUCCGCUCUUUUCCGAGUUUCCUCCUCCUGCAUCUUCUACUUCAUCGUCUUUCUUACCUAUCGGUUCUUCGCGGGAGCAGAGGAAUCCCCUGUUUCAGAUGAGGAGGAGGUUGUGAGAAGCCGACAUUUGCUGUCGCAGAACUCGAAUUGUACUCCGCCGGCCAUCGAGGAAUUCCCUGGGGAUUUCCUCAGUCCCUCGCAGAGGAAUCGCGGGGGGGUCGUCAUCCAUUUCCUCAUCGGCAUCUACCUGUUCGUCGCCAUUGCCAUCGUCUGCGACGAAUAUUUCGUCCCGUCUCUGGAUGUCAUCUGCAAGGAGCUGCACAUGUCCUCGGACAUCGGAGGAGCGAGCUUGAUGGCGGCCGGGUCCUCCUCUCCCGAGCUCUUCACCAAUCUGCUCGGGACGUUCUUGACGGAAGGGGACAUCGGAUUGGGGACCAUCGUCGGGAGCGCCGUCUUCAACAUCCUCGGGGUUGUCAUUCUGUGCGUAAUGGUUUUCAACCCAUCCAUUGAGCUUUGGGUCAAGAAGAAGGUCUCGGAGUGGGGAUGGAAGCUAGUAGCGACCGGAGAUUCGGAGAGCGACGGAGAACAGACGCCAAUCUUGUCUAGGUGCUCCUUGGAGGAGGGAAAGAACUCGGAACCUGUUGCGAUCUGUAACGGAUGGUGUCCACCGGGCCUCGAAGAGGAAGGGAGCUUGGGGUGGCGAAUCUACUGGACCCUUACUUGGCCCAUCCGUCUCAUCUUUUUUUUUACCAUCCCCGAUUGCAGAAAGAAGAGAUGGAGGAAAUUCUACAUCGUCGCCUUCAUAAGCUGCCUCAUCUGGAUCGGCGUAAUCGCUUACCUGGCCGUCUGGAUGAUCACCAUCAUCGGUAGGUCGUUUCCCACGUAUGCAUAUUUUGGGAAGUGUGAAAAGAAGCAGACAGGCUCCAAGAUGCAUUUAGCUGAACACGUGAUCAACGAGAAUGUUUCCCCUUGCUCUUUCCAUUCACUAGGUUACACCCUAGGCAUACCCGACACCGUGAUGGGAUUGACGUUCCUGGCAGUUGGAACGAGCGUCCCUGAAAUGAUCUCCAGUUUCAUCGUUGCCCGACAAGGUGAGGAAAAGAGAGGACCUAAGAGGAAGAAAAUAAUUCGAGUGUUUGGAUUAUUUUACAAGCGACUCGGGACGAUGUGCCUAAGCAAUGCAGUGGGGAGCAACACGUUCGACAUCUUGGUCUGCUUGGGACUCCCUUGGUUCGUGAAAGCUGCAUUCCUUCCCUCGGAUCCGACGACGAAAUCCAUCCGCAUCAAUUCCGAGGGAAUCAUCUACAGUGCCAUUGCCCUCCUUUCCUCUCUCAUCAUCUUGUAUCUCGCAUUGUUUUUCAAUCGAUUCGUCUUGAAUCGACGAGUGGGAUCGAUCUGUUUUAUUCUAUAUAUCAUCUUCCUUGUUUUUUCCCUCCUCUGGGAAUUGAACGUGUUCGGGAUCGUGAACCUUCCCACGUGCCCCUCCUCGGCCUGAUUCUCAUUUCUCCGAGCCACAAAUCCGCAUCGUUCCGAGAGUCAUUUGAGGCAACAUUUCCUAGAAAACACGUAUUUCUAGUUGUACGUACGAGAAGGGGGGGGGGGGGGGGGCCUGCAAUCAUUCGAGGAAAGCAAUCUGUAGGUGUUCUUGCCUUCUUGGACUUCCGGUUCGUGCCAAAUUUUGAAAUAAG